UAUGGAUGAUACAGAAGGGGCAGAGGUAGAGGUGCUGUAUGGUAGUUUCGCAGCUACAUAGGAGCUUUGAGGACCCAAACUAUCAUACCCCCACCCCAAUAUUGAUGUUUCUGGUCGGGUGUGGCUUGCUGUGGCGAGUGUAGGAGCUAGGGCCGAUAGACCAUGAACCUUGCAGCAAAGGGGGAAUUUCCUGACAGCAGCACAGAGAAAAGUAGUGCCCAGGCAGGGUGGUUCCAGAGAGAGUGAGGAGACAGGUAGCAGCUUACAAGAGACCACCAGAAGGGAGAAUGGAGGGUGUUAGGAAAGGUGAUAUGAAAUAACCCCCGAAAAAGAAGUAGGUAUUCUGGAUAGCUAGUUACAGUACUUGCAGACAGAGGAACAUACAACAGGAAUACAUGCCUCCGUACAAUAUCAGCCGGCGUUGUCGUGCAUGGCGCAUCCCCCUUGAUCGUGGCCUAGUGAGAGUACUCUUCUUCCGGGCUGCAUCAUCAUCAUCCGGUUCCUUCAAUCAAUCAUCAGUCAAUCAUCCGUGUGUCCCUUGAGGCCACAACCACAGCAGCUGUUUCGCCAUUAUUUGACUUUUUCCUGGCUGCUUCCUCUGUCUCGCCUCUCGUUGUUCGCCCAGCUCCAGUUCCAGCUCCAAGUUCCAGUUCCAGUUCCAGCUCCCCCUUUCCUUUUCUUUCCCUUUUCCCUUUUUCCCUUUUUCCUUUUCCCCUUUGGCUCCAGUAAUCAGAGUAAGUCAGUCUGGCUGCGCCUGAGUCUGAGUCUGCGCAUGCCACUUACUACUAAUACCAGAUCCCAUCCCCCUUCUCUUCUCUCGUUCUCUUCUUCCUUUCUUUCUUUUUCUCCUCUUCAUUUUCUCUCUUCUCUCCUUCUCAUACUCUCCCUUCCCCUUCUUCCCAGGCUUGUUUUCUUUUCCCCCCGGGCGCUUCUUGUUCUUGUUCUUGUUCCAGUUCCAUCCCGCUACCACACAACUCCCGUAUCUCGCGCCCGUUCUUCUUAUAUGACAGCUUCACCCACCCCCCCGCUCCCAAAUCUCCCAAAUCUCCCAUCUUCCGUCCGUCUUCAUUCUCGCCAACUUUUUUGUCCCUCACCAUCACCAAACGCUCCCCCCGGAACACGUCAACAUCAUCAUCACCACCCACCAUCCGCCAUCCGCCAUCCGCCAUCCACCACCUAAAAACCUCUGGUUCUCUGCGUGUUUGAAUGAUCGCGGAUAAUUAAUUCAUUUUGAUGUUCCUGGAGCUUGCUUUAUCCCGCCACCCCGACAAAGCACCAACACCAGUCCGGUCCGUCCAACAGCGCAAUCCGACUCCAAACCGCCAAAAGUUUUUCUUCCUUGUGAUUUUCGUGUUCCUCGUCGUCUCCUCCUCCUGCCUAAACCAACUCCGUGAAACUAACCAACCACCACCGCAAACCACGACGCGACGGUUCUCUUUCUAACCACGGUCGCCUCCGGGUUCAUAUUGCUGUCCAGGAUCGAUGUUCAUCCACCACCAAUGAAACAGGGAAAUUCAUUGAGUUUUCUAUUGUUCUUCCACCACCAAUUUCCGGCGUUCAACAACUCAACACCACGUGAUUAUUUUAUUUUGCUGCAGGACGAGCACAAAUAAAAAUAUAAAAAAAAUAAAAAAAAUAAAAAACCCAAUUUAUUUCACAAGGAGAAACACAGGGAGAACGAGCCAGGUUCUGAGUAAUAAAGAGGAAUCUAUUCUCCAGCCAACAGAUCAUACAUACACAUGUGUGAAUGUUAACACUGGGCCUGUUCGAUAUCUAAAAAACAGGAUAAAAAUAAUAAAAUAAUAAUAACAAUAAUAAAAUAAACCCCUCUCUGAGACACGGGCCAUUCAAUUAUUAUUAUUGUUCUUAUUAUUAUUAUUAUUAUUACUAUUACUAUUAUUAUUAUCAUUUGCGCUGUUGCGGAUUGAAUAAUUAAUUAUUCGUGGUGGAGAAGAAAGCAUGUCUGGAGAUGUUGCGGAUGAAGGCUGGCGAGGCAAAGCCCGCACUCGACGCGGAGAGCAACAGCAGCAGCAGCAGCAGCAACAGUCGACCCUGAACAGCCAACCGCCUGCCGAACCUCAUAUACAACCACAGCCUCAACUACAACUGCAACAACAAUUGGACCAGCAGUUCCAACAGCAGCUACCAUCUGCCAAAAUACUCAAGUCUUCGUCGCCUGACUUGUCAUCCCCUAAUUUAUCCGACUGCGAGAGUGUGCCUACUCCCGCCCAUUUUCUUUCUCGGUCUUCGUCCCCUAAUGCUGCCCCACAGGGCACCUCUGCCUCUACGAGCACUGCUAGCGCUACCGUCCCCGCUGUUACAGCUUCAAAGAGCUCUGGAGGUGCGGGAGUAAAAAGUGAGAAACAGGACAGCGCCGCAGCCACUGGCACCGCGAAGCCGAAACGUACGAGACGAAAGAAAGAAGACAAGGACCCAAAGGAGAAAACUAAGGAGACAAAGCCUCGAAGACGUCGCACUAGUAAUAGCAAAAACAAUAACAACAACAAUAAUAGUAACAACAAUAACAUAAACCAGGCUCAAAAUCAGCAGCUUUCGGUCACCAGCGACAAUGCAGAUCGGGGAGCAUCGCGCAAAAGAGCUAAGCUGGAUCAUCCACAGGAUACCAAGCCCAGUCCUCCCUCGCGGCAAUCCAAGAUCACCGAUCUAGUUACCCCCCAUUCUGCUCCUGCUCCUGCUCCUACUUCUACUCCUUCGACGCUAUCUCCAACUCAUGCGUCGAACCAGUUCCAUCUUGCACCAUCUUCGUCCACCUCCCCGCGGCUGCAGCCACACCACCAGCCCCAUCAUGUCCAUGGUGUUUCGCAGAACAGCAGCUAUGAAGCAUUCCCGACAAACGGGGAUUCCGGCCCUCCAGUCCGGCCCUAUCACAUCCAACCCGCUCCUUCUUCCACUCCCACUUUAGCUCCCGUUUCCGCGCCCGCACUCGGUCCGCCCCAGCAACACGCCCCACCCCAGCGCUCCAGCGGCCAGAACUAUGACCCCAUCCGCUCUGCUUUUGAUAACUCUUCCCUCACCACCCCUCAGUUCUCUGCAUCCUCAAAAAUUUCCCUAUCCUCCAGUCAUCACCAGUUUAGCCCCCCGCCCAAUACCAAGACACCGCCUCCUCGUCCAGUAUACCGAGCCAGUGCAUCUCCUGCUAUAGCCAGCAUCAUCGACCCUCCCAUCCAACCGUAUUCCUCAGCCCCCCUCCAGUCAUCUCUCUUUCAUCAACAGUCAAAACCUUCUCCGGAGAACAAUCAUUCUGCCAAGGACUCACCUACUUCAGCCACUCCCACCUCGACUCCUAAAACCAAUACGACAACUAUCCAACAGCCUAAUCCUGUGCAUCAGCCCCUGCCAUCCUCGUCUCUCUUGCAAGAACCCAUUAGCAUGGACAUUGACAGUGGGAACAGCGCACCAGCGCCUGCUUCGUCAGCACCUUCCAAACCAACUGCUGCAGCCUCCACCAAGAAGGGAGCCGCAGCUUCCACAGGUACGCCCUCCACCGCACCUUCUCCCAAACCGUCACGGACCAAAGACACAGUCAAACCUCUUCUCCCAUCAGGCUCAGGCUUGCUAGCCGGUACCCUUUUCGGCGUAGACCCCACCGAUAAAUCCAGCUCAACAACAUCCACUAUGUCCACCCCGAACAUCAUCCUCCACAUCCCCCUCAACGGCAAAACCAACCAGAUCAUCAACUUCACUCGACUUGCAGAGCAACAGUACGGCUUCGAUGCCCUCCAUCCCCGCCUCGCAGCGCAGCGCGAACGGCUAGCCCGCGUCAAUGCCGCUAGCGCCGCGCUCGAGAGGAACGAGAAGAGCGCCAAGGGUGCCGCUGGUACCGUUAGCGCAGCGGAGGAUGAUUUAAGCCUCGAUGCUGAUCGGGACAGCGAUGGGGAUGGCGAUGUGCUUAUGUCCGGCAUGGGUGGUUCACCGUCGUUGUUGAACGCCGAUGCAGGUAGUGAUGCAGGUGGUGCUGGUGCUGGUGGUGCUACCGCUACUGCUGCUCCUACUAAGAAGAAGAGACGGAGGAAAAUCGAAGAAUAUGACCGUGACGAUCCGUUCGUUGAUGAUAGUGAGCUUGCGUGGCAGGAACACGCUGCUGCGAGCAAAGAUGGUUUUUUCGUUUAUAGUGGUCCGCUCAUUCCGGAAGGUGAGAAGGUUGCUGUUGAACGAGCCGACGGCUCCAUAAAACGAGGCCGCGGCCGUGGCCGCGGUGGUGCUGGCGGUUCCGCUGCGGGUGGAGGUAGCUCACGCGGUCGCGGAGGUGGUGCUGUCUCAUCGAGCGCCGGACAACACCAUGCUGGCUCAUCUGGGCAUGAUGGUGGCGGCGGGGGUGGUGCAAAGGGUGGUGGCUCGACAAGGGGAGGGGGUGCGGUAGCUCGCAAACCGCGCGUGACGAAGGCUGGGCGGGAGACAAUGCAGCGGGAGAAAAUGGAGAGGCAGAAGUUGGGGUUGGAGUUGGUAGGGAAAGGGGGUGGUGCUGGUGCUGGUUCCGCUGGGGAUGGCGGUGCGGCUGGGUCUGGGUCUGGGACCGGGACCGCGGGUGCAGGUGCAAGUGCGAGUGGGAAUGUUAAUGCGAAUGAGAGUGGGAAUGUUAAUGCGAAUGCGAGUGCGGGUGUGAGUUCUAGCACUGGGGGUUCGUAGUGUGGAGAAGUGGAAGGCUUGAUGAUGAGAGAGAGUCGAAGAGAAUACCCUUGAGGAAGAGGUGGAUGGUGGAGGGGGAAGGAAAGAAAGUCAUGAGAGGUUGUUGUUAACGUUCAUUUUCUAUUUUAUUAUAUAUAUCCAUUCCGAAGAGCUAGCUUUGCAUGUCUGUGGUUCAACAUCAUCUUGUAUCUGAUUUUCUGCCUUUUGUUUUCUAGGGUUCUGGUCUGGUGUGGUCUGGUCUGGUCUGGUCUUCCUUUUCCAUGAUUGCUAUCCUCGGUUUGGUCGUCUCUUUUACUCUUCAUUUUGUCCUUUUAUAUUCACCCCUCUUUUUUUUUUCAUUUCUUUCGGUCUCCCUCGCUGCCCUUUAAAUUUAUUUUUCGAGCAGUUAGUUGACUUGAAUGCGAUGUGAUGGGUUAACUUUACAAUUAACAAUUUAACAAUUUCCGCGACUCUCGUCAAUAUAAAAACUCGCUCCAAAGUUAUUCCCUUCCCUUCCCUUCCUUUCACCCCUCCGUAAAUAGGAUAUAUAUAUAUAUAGACUCAGCCAGAAGCAAGGUGUUUCAGAAUUCGCAUUGAAAAAGAAGAGCCAUACACGCAGUGAUGUGGAGAUAGAGAGAAACACAGACGCGCGCGCGAUAAUUUAACCUCUUCCCCCUACCACCAAAAACAAAAAAGGAAAAGUUGUAUAGAUAGCCAACACAAAUAAGUUACAGAAAAACGUUAGCAGAGAUUUACUUUACUUCGCCGAACGAAACGGCCGUGAGAGGGCACCGGGGAGAGGGGGACAAAAAGAAAAAUGAAAAAACUCACCAAUGAUUAGCAGUAACCCCGCCUCUAUUCUCCAUCUGCUCCCAGCUGUUCCAGCUUCGAACCUUUUCGCCGGCCUCCCAGAUCUUCUGGCCCCAGAUGACAUAGGUGACCUUGAGCGAGCCGGCGUGGCGCAUGAUCCAUUCCGCGAGCGGGCGCCCGUUGGGGGAGUAUGCCCCUGUCAUCAAAUCCAACGCCAACCCCAGCGGAUGCUCCGACUUAUUCGACCGCUUCCCGUAGCAAAUCACAGACCGCACCUUGCCCGGAUUCGCACCCAGGAUCUUAUACCCAGCAUCGAUCACAUGGCGCUUGCAUCGGCUCUCGGGGAUCCUAACGGGCGGCGCUGCCGGCGGUGGCGGCGGCUUCUUGGUCGUGCAGCACAUCACGUCGUUCGGAUCAUUGGGACACGUCCAGGGGUCCUUCGACGUGCCCGCGCCGGGCGUCGCGUAGCCCUUGCAGGCGGACUUCUUCAUGCAGAUGCCGGGGACGCCGCGGGCGCUGCAGCGCCGGCCCCUUGGGGGCGGCGGCGGUUUCUUGGUGCAGCACCAUACGUCGUUGGGGUCGCGCGGGCAGGUCCAGGGGUCGUUUCGGGUUCCUGCGCCGGGGGUUGCGACGCCUUUGCAGGCGGACUUCUUGAUACAGAUGCCGCGGACGCCGCGGGCGUUGCAGGAGCGGGGUGCGCGUUUGGCAAGGCUGCCGUUGUCGUUGUCAUCGUCAGCGUCGAUGUCGGCGUCGUUGUCGUCGGCCAUGCUGGGCUUCAGAAGGGGGAGUUCAGCUGUGCAGAAUUGCCAGCCAUUUGGGGAGUGUUUGCACCCGUCGCCGGCGACGGAGACGCCAUUCAAUGCCUUACAUUCGGUUGGUGGCAUACAGUGUCCUUCUUUGCCUUCGAUGCUGCACUGUUCCCAUCGCCUUGUUUUGGCGGAUAGGGCGGUGCAGGAGGCCGUCAGGGCGAGGAGUGGGAUAAGGUAUCUCAUCUUCCCUUAUUCUCGGCGCGAAACUCCUACUCUUUGAUGUAAUCGGGAGAAUUAACUGGGGCCAGAGAGAUAAUAAGGGAGGAUAACUCGCGGUCGGAGUACUCCGCCGUUGUCGCGUUGUUGAAGGGGUUUGUUGUUGGUGGCUGCUCCUUUGGAUGUGAUGAGGGCAGAAGAAUUGUGGUCAUCGAUGGCUCUUUUAUAUCUGUGAUAGAUGCUUUAGAGCCCCAAGAUGGACAGCGCCUCUCAGCCUCAUCCCCAUGCUAUCUGUGCCCCCUGAGGCUCAUCCAUCUUCCCCCAAAUACGAAGUAGUGAGAUGCUACCAUUGAUGCCAAGCUUUCUCCAAGGCUGGAGUAUACGCUUCUUCCUCAUACAGACUACCUUGGCAAUGGACGAUGUUGAAAGAAGUUCGCGAAUCAGCGACCUCUAAGUCUCAAGAAGCCCUCGUCCAAACCGACUCUUGCCAGCUGAAAUCGUCCGUAUUUCUUUUGUUGGAAACGAGGCAUUGUUGCAUUGUUGGGCCAAAUAGACCAGAACCACGCUACGAAACGGGACAGACACUCGAGAUCUUCAUCCGUUCUUGAGGCCCUCAAGCCAAUCAUGCAGAGCGGCAAGAGAAAAAAAAGCCUUCCCCGGCCCCUUGCACUAAGAAGCCCGAAGGGGUGGGGGAAACUCCCAUGUGUCAAGCCUGGCUAAGCCGCAACUGCAGGAAAUGCUUCCCCAUGUUUUGCGGUGAAAGUUUUUGGAGAUGAUCGCAAUCUGCGCAUAGACUGUUCUCCGACGGACGGAAGAGGCAAGAAGCUGCUAGCAGUCGAUAUUUAUAGAACACGAG
This is a messenger RNA of Blastomyces dermatitidis ER-3, 7257 nucleotides long. RefSeq lists its product as uncharacterized. The coding region runs from base 1960 to 4647 and encodes 895 amino acids. The transcript has 4 exons. Lineage: Eukaryota; Fungi; Ascomycota; Eurotiomycetes; Onygenales; Ajellomycetaceae. The record is from RefSeq and is a predicted model, not a curated record.